CAAGAUUAUUAUACAGCUGUAUGAUUUUAAUAACAAAAGUAUGGCUCUGGUUACAUUGCAAUGGUUGCAUGAUUAUAACAGGUGUAUUAUUCAGUAUUCAGGCAAAGCGUAAGGCAUUCAUGCUGGAUAAAACACCAGGUUUUUCAAGAACGAAGUGAAAGAAAGGCGUGUAUGUUUUCUUAAGUCCAGUAUAACUCCGUUGGAUGUCUGUAGGGGAACUAUCAGCAUUUUAAAGCGCAAACGCAACAACUUACUCAGAAAAAAACAUGGAACAAGUUUUUCCUCGCCCAAUCAUAACAUUUAUAUUUGCUUUAAUAUGCUUGUUUGGAAAGAAAACAGAGGCUGCAACAAAUCGCACAAAUGAAACGACCGACGAACAGCGAUUGUACACGUACCUCUUACAAAACUACGAUUCUAAUACCCGUCCAGUGUUUAACGCAGCACAGCCCGUCAAUGUGACUAUUGGCAUAUCUCUGACACAGAUAUUUGAUGUGGAUGAAAGAAACCAAGUGAUUGAGACCAGCAUUUGGCUUGAUCAGGGUUGGAGAGAUGAAAAGUUUAUAUGGGAUCCUGAGGAGUAUAACGGACUGAAAGUGUUAAGAAUGCCCUGCGUCAGUAUAUGGAGACCGGACAUAGUGCUAUACAAUAGUGCCGAUGACCACAACAGUGGGUACAUGCAAGCCUUAGCAAUGGUUCAUAGCGACGGACGCGUGUUCUGGCCCCCUAUCGUGAAAUACAGGAGUACAUGCAACAUUGACAUCACAUACUUUCCGUUUGAUGAUCAGAUUUGCAAGUUAAAACUUGGAUCAUGGGCAUACGAUGGAUUGCAGGUUGAGAUCUUUCCCAAGGAAAACCCAGUAGAUCUGACUAAUUUUGUAAAAAACGGUGAAUGGGAUCUGAUCAAAGUGUGGUCUAUCCGAAAUCAGAUAACAUACCCAUGUUGUCCGGAACACUUUCCUGAUGUCACGUUCUACAUACACAUUCGUCGCCGAACCCUAUACUACACUUACAACAUUAUCAUGCCGUGCGUCAUGCUGUCAAUGUUAACACUAGCUGGGUUCUGGAUGAAACCGGAGGGUGGUGAAAAAGUUACCCUGGGCCUAACGGUUCUACUGGCCUUUUCGGUGUUCAUGCUCCUGAUUGCCGAAAAUAUGCCAGCCACAUCUAGCUUUAUGCCUCUUAUAGGUAUUUAUCUUACAACGAUUAUGUCCAUGACAUCGCUCUCUGUGAUACUAGCUGUUUUGACCUCAAACAUCAACCAGAGGGGUCGAAACCAACUUCCGGUCCCAAGAGUGUUAUCAUGUGUGCUUACUUUUCUGGGAAAAAUAAUGUGCAUGGAGGUGUUAUUUAUUCGCCCUAAACAACGAAAUUCAGACAACUUAAACAGCCAGUCGAAGAGCAAAAUGGACCAUCGUUUGCAUCGUUACUGUGGAGACCGGCAACAUCAGUUCAUGAGAAACACCGAUUCAGGAUGUUUAAUUGACUACGAAAACGGGACUUCGAAUUCGCAGAGCAGAACUGUUUGUUCACGUGAUACCCAGAUCGUUCAUCAGCCCGGUAGUCGCGAAAAUGACGACACCAACAAGGACUUGACGGUUAUCCUGAAGAAACUUGACGCACUCAUCGAAAAGGAAGAUGAACGUGAGGAAGGGGAAUUUUUAAUUAAACAAUGGGUUGAAGUUGCAGAGAUUGCUGACAGAUUUUUCUUCUGGAUUUUCGUAUUCGGUAUUGGCUUUGGAAGUUUGUUUAUCUUGGUGAUAUAUCCUUUAUAUAAAAACGCUGAAACAAUAGGCGAUUCUUUGUAAAAGAUGGUGUGGAAUUGUUGCGGCCUUAUUUGCUACGUAAUUGCGCAUGGCGUUUAAGACAAAUCACCUGUUGCAUUUUCAUGACUUCGGUAUUGCAACAUUCGCGAAAGCUCAAAUUUAUCAUAUAACGUGGUGUGUGUUAUUCUAUGACAUGAGACAGUUUUACAUUUUCUUAUAAAAUACAAAACUUGUAUGAAAAGUAUGAUAUUUCAUGUAUUAGUAUAUACCAUUUCCAGAACUUUGUUUUAGUUUUAUUAUCAUUCAUAAAUUCAUGUUUGUAAAUCCCAUACACGUUGCAUAUGUAUUUGCUUUUCUGUAAUGUCAUAUACAUAAUCUUCGGCUUGUUUGAAUAUCGCUUGUCCUAUAUAUAAAAACAAAACUGUACUCAAUAUUCUCCUUGUAAGUUUUUUUUUUUAAAUAUAGUCAACUUUCUGAUUUAUAUGAAUAAAAUAUAUGAUGCGA
Molecule: messenger RNA, 2267 nt
Organism: Dreissena polymorpha
Lineage: Eukaryota; Metazoa; Mollusca; Bivalvia; Myida; Dreissenidae
Product: neuronal acetylcholine receptor subunit alpha-10-like
Exons: 8
Coding region: 267-1805 (512 amino acids)
Biological process (GO): chemical synaptic transmission; signal transduction; regulation of membrane potential
Cellular component (GO): neuron projection; synapse; postsynaptic membrane
Molecular function (GO): acetylcholine-gated monoatomic cation-selective channel activity; transmembrane signaling receptor activity
Source: RefSeq, a predicted model, not a curated record